CCACAUGCGGGAUUCCCGUAGUUUUGAUUUGUGCACAUUAUACAUUAUUUUGAAAGAGAGGAAAAGAGGUUUUCCUUUUUUGCUUUAUAGACUUUUAUUCUGAAAGGCAAUGACGGAACUCCUGUGGUAUGUAUUCUCCUUGCUUAGACACUCUCGUCCCUUCGCCUUCCACCUCUACAGCAUGCAAAUGAAAACAGCGACUCCAACACACUGCGCACUAGUCAAGUACGGAGUGUGCGGCGCGGAGCAGCGCUUCACAGGAAGACGGUGUGAGCGCUUUUGGCUUUUUAAAAUGGACUUUAUUUAACUGCUAAAAAAUUAAUACAGAAGAGAGCUCAUCUGUAUCCCCACAGUACUCUCCGAAUCUUACAACUAUAUCCUAAUUAAGCUUAUAUUUGGGAAUAGGACGGCGCUCAUCAGCCCAAGACCGUGAGCUCCGUGCGCAACGGAAUAAUUAACAGCCGGUGCCAAGAGUCCGAGACCAGGAGAGGACAAACCAGAACUGACAAAGACAGAACUUUCCCUGCGGUGUGUCAUCUGGGUUUUUUCUCUUUUCUUUUAAUGGACUAGAACCAAGGUGUUUCGGACCCUGACUCCCUCCAAUAACGUCUUUUAAUGGACUACAAUUUGGAAUAACCAUCUGUUUUCCGUCGGGUUUAGUCGAUGGACGCACUUGUCAGACUGUCAUGGUGCAGGAACAUGUUGAAGUCCUCUGCCUGGACUUGACAGAGAAGGACCAAUAUCUCAGCCCCGAAAUGGUGCCGUGUAUCAUUUUCAUCGCCUUAUUUGUCUCUGUGGCUCAAUCCCAGGAUAAUCACCCCUUGCAGGCGUUAUCCUCCAUUAGCAAGUCCUGUGAAUCCUUGUGCUCCUGUGAAAAUAAAGAUGGCAUUCUUUAUCUCAACUGUGAGCAGAGGAACAUCAGCAAAAUCUCACAAAUCAAAGUCCCGUCAGGUGUGCCCUUCCAUCUGAACCUUUACAAAAAUGACUUGGUGGAGCUUGGUGCAGAGGAAAUGGAAGGGCUUAAAAAUGCUGUGUCGCUGCACAUCGGAGGUAACAGCAUCCAGGAGCUGGAACCGGGGGUCUUUAGCACCCUCAGUUCACUGAAGAAACUCCACAUAAAUAGCAAUUUCCUUGUUACUUUGAAGGAGGACACUUUUCAAGGUCUGGUGAACUUGGAGUUUCUACAAGCUGAUACAAAUUUCAUCAGGGUAAUAGAACCAGGGGCCUUCAACAAACUGAUUCGUCUCAAGGUCCUGAUCUUAAAUGACAAUGCUAUUGAGUUUUUACCCAAUAACAUUUUUCGGUUCGUACCCCUAACUCACCUGGACUUGAGAGGAAACAAACUCCAGACUCUGCCAUACGUAGGGUUUUUAGAACAUAUUGGUAGGAUUAUGGAACUUCUGUUGGAGGACAAUGACUGGGUCUGUGACUGUGAUAUAUUACAUUUAAAAAUUUGGAUGGAGAAUAUGAGAACCCAGUCAGCAAUUGGUGAUGUGGUCUGUAGCACACCGCAUCAACUUAAAGGAAUUACUCUGGCUAAAGUGAAACGGGAUGUUCUGUGCCCUUCACAUGCAGACAUUAACCUGGAGGAGCCUUCCAAGUCUCUAGAUAUGGUUGUGACUCCUUCCACCAAAGUGUCUCAGAUUCCUAAACUGAUUGAUGCCAAAGAUGACGCCAAGUCCCCAACACCUUCUUAUAUCCCUGGAAGUCCUUGUGUAGAUCUGUGCUCCUGUCACAAUCACCCUGUGGCUGGGUUUCUGAUGCAUUGUCAGGACAGAGGAAUUCAAAAGGUGUCAGAUAUCGGACUAGUCGAGCAGAGCCCUACUAAACUAGUUUUGACGGGAAAUAUGAUUCAAAAACUCUCAAAGUAUGACUUUGUCACAUACGACAGGCUGGAACUGCUAAAUUUGGCGAACAAUAGAAUUGAUUAUAUCGAUAAUGAGACAUUUCUUACCCUGAGCAGUUUGAAGAAGCUCUAUCUGAAUGGCAACAGGAUUGAAAAACUUUUCUCCACAAUGUUUGUGGGACUCCAUAACCUUGACUACUUGUAUCUGGAAUACAACCUUAUCAAAGAUAUUGCUCCAGGCACAUUUAAUCCCCUGCCGAAUCUGAAGCUGUUGUCGUUGAACAACAAUCUGCUCAGCUCUCUGCCAGCGCAAAUAUUCCGCAAUGUGCCCCUCACCAAAUUAAACCUGAGGAAAAAUCUACUUAUGCAUCUGCCAGUGAGUAAUGUGCUUGAUCAACUUGAUGCACUUGAGCAGAUUUAUUUAGAGGACAACCCAUGGGACUGCAGCUGUGACCUGCUCAGCCUCAAACAAUGGGUGGAGAAACUCAGUAAGGACACGGUGGUGGGCUCCAUCCUAUGUCACACCCCCAAGAAUGUAGUGCAGGCCGACCUAAGAAGUCUGCGUCAUGAGACACUGUGCCCAGGCUUGGGAACAUACAACCCGGGAGAGGAGGAGAGUAUGACAGCAACACUGGGGCCUGAUGACAGCAACAAGAGCAUCUUCAGCUCCCUCACAGAGGCUGUCCCUCUCUCUGUGCUCAUCCUGAGCCUUCUUGUCUUCAUCCUGACGAUCAUCUUUUGCUCAGCAGGGUUGGUGGUGUUUGUGGUGCAUCGACGACGAAGGAGGGCCAAGAAAAAGUCGGCAGAGGAGCAGCCCAGAGAAAACAGCAACAGUAGCCCCAUCCACCUGCACUACAGCAUGUACGGGCAGAAAACUACCCACCACACCCUGACCCAAAGAACAGGGUCUGCCACUUUGUAUGAAGACAGGUCACAUAGCCCCAUUGUUCAGAUUUGCCGCAAUCCUACCUACUGCUCCCAGCACAAGGAGCACAACACAGAGUUGGAUUACAGCUUCAACGAUCCCAGCUCCAAGCACCACGUUUGCAAGAGCAUCAUGGAGAAGGAGAACACAUCCCCUCUCACGGGAAACACAAAGUAUAAACCCAUGCCUGGAGAUUGCCUCACAGAGUUUGUCACUCUUGGGAAUCCCAAUUCCCUGUACAGGAACAUUGUUGAGAGGGAGAAGCAAGUCGGAAUAACGGAGUACCUCCGCAAAAACAUGCCACAGCUUCAUCCCGUGGUAGACAUGCAUGUUCCGGGGCACCAGGAGGAGUUGAAGCUAAUGGAGACAAUAAUGUACUCCAGACCACGCAAAGUCAUGCUUGAGCAAACAAAAAAUGAAUAUUUUGAACUGAAGGCUAACCUGCACUCUGAGCCAGACUACUUAGAGGUUCUGGAGCACCAAACUGCAUUUAACUGACUUUAAGUAGAAAAAUAUGAAUAUAUACAGAUCACACACUAUAUAUACUACUAUAUAUAUAUAUAAAUCUAUAUAUAUAGUAAUAAACCAAGUGCCUUGUCCUGUUGUCCCUGUUAUACUUUCCACCGUGUGAAAAGAGUAUAAUGGGCAAAUCACAUUAGGUUAAAUGUAGCACAGAAUGUAACAAGGUUUGUUCUUUUUGUUACCGUGCAUUUUAAGAGCCAUGUUAUGUAGCUUGGUUAAAGGUGUCAUUUUUUUCUGUUUUGGUUUGUUGUUUUCUUUUUUCUUUUUUCUUUUUUUUUUUUUUGUUUGUCUGUUUGUUUCUACUCAAUGUAUAUUAUAGAAUCUACUGCAGUCUGUUGAACAGGUCUGGGUAAAAAGCCUCGUUGAACUCCACUCAAUCAGCUUUUGAGGAUUGAUUAAAAAAUUCCAAGGCAUUAACCACAGCUCAUCCAUAUACCACAUUACCCCCUGCACUCACACAAAUACCCACAUCUGAGGAUAAAGCUGAUAUAUUUUUUCUCAGAGACAUGAGUGAAUUUUAGUCACUGUUUGACCCAGAAUCACAGUUUUAAUCAGUUCAUCCCGACUGGCUAUGACCUGAUUAGACCCUCUGUCAACAUAAGCCAGAUGGAAUGCUGUAAUCAGAAUGCUCAUUGUGCCGUAUCAUCAGUAAAAUGCCAACUGUACACUGGAAAACACAGAUAAAUGGUGGUUAUUUUGCUCUUCUUCAACUCCAGUUGUUUUUUGUUUAAGGAACUCGUUAACUGAAGUCAUGCGUCAUUAAUUUAUUUUAAUACAAAGUAGUGACUUUUGAAAAAAAGACCUUUCCCAUUCUUUGUCUUCUGUUACUGAUUAAAUAAAGCACUUAAAGUACAGUAUAUAACACAUCUGUGAUCUUGUAAAAAACAAACCAAUACAUUGCACUAAUCCAAUGCCAUAAGACGAUGCAUGACA
Cynoglossus semilaevis (tongue sole) is the source of this 4226-nucleotide messenger RNA. RefSeq names its product SLIT and NTRK-like family, member 6 (gene slitrk6). Gene Ontology annotation, molecular function: protein binding. The transcript has 3 exons. The record is from RefSeq and is a predicted model, not a curated record. The coding region runs from base 687 to 3269 and encodes 860 amino acids. Lineage: Eukaryota; Metazoa; Chordata; Actinopteri; Pleuronectiformes; Cynoglossidae. Gene Ontology annotation, biological process: axonogenesis; positive regulation of synapse assembly.